Messenger RNA from Fimicolochytrium jonesii, 1431 nucleotides. RefSeq lists its product as uncharacterized. Gene Ontology annotation, molecular function: zinc ion binding; nucleic acid binding. Gene Ontology annotation, biological process: spliceosomal complex assembly. The transcript has a single exon. The record is from RefSeq and is a predicted model, not a curated record. The coding region runs from base 269 to 1207 and encodes 312 amino acids. Gene Ontology annotation, cellular component: nucleus; U2 snRNP; U2-type prespliceosome. Lineage: Eukaryota; Fungi; Chytridiomycota; Chytridiomycetes; Spizellomycetales; Powellomycetaceae.
AUCCCACACAGCUCACAGCAAGAUCGGCUUGCCCAUUUGCUCAGCAACACACCAGACUCCCCUUGGCUUCAGUCUGUUCUCUUCCUGGCCGGCGCUCUCUCAACAGAACUGAAUUGCCAAGCAGGUCAUCCAGCAACUCGACACUUGAUCUGUUCACAAACUUUGAAAAGACCCUCCACAUUCGCCCUACCCUCGAUCCAUAGCGAGAGCGAUAGUACAGUACCUGCGAUACCAACCACCGCUACCACCAACCUUUGCCACCCCCGAAAUGGAUUUCCAAAACCGCGCAGGCUCCAAACCCGGCUCGGGCGGCGUAGCCGGCGGCUCCGAAUCCAACGUGGACCGGCGCGAGCGUCUCCGCAAACUCGCGCUCGAGACAAUCGACCUCGCAAAAGACCCAUACUUCAUGAAGAACCAUCUCGGCUCGUACGAAUGCAAGCUCUGCCUCACGCUGCACAACAACGAAGGCUCGUACCUCGCGCACACGCAGGGGAAGAAGCACCAGACCAAUCUCGCGCGCCGGGCGGCGAAGGAUGCGCACGAUUCGCAGAACGUCGGGACGGCGCAGCAUCUUCUCACGGACGGGUCGACGACGGGGGGUGUCGGGCCGCGGAUCGUGCCCAAGAAAGUGGCGGUGAAGAUCGGGCGGCCGGGGUACAAGGUGACGAAGAUCCGGGACCCGUCGACGCGGCAGCUCGGGCUUCUGUUCCAGAUCCAGUACCCCGAAGCCGCCGAGGGGAUCAAGCCGCGGCACCGCUUCAUGUCGGCGUACGAGCAGCGGCAGGAGGAACCCAACCGCGCGUUCCAGUACCUGCUGUUUGCGGCGGAACCGUAUGAGACGAUCGCGUUUAAGGUGCAGAGCAAGGAGAUCGAUACGGGCGCUGAGGGAAGGUUUUGGACGUUCUGGGAUCCGGAUGCGAGGCAGUUUCAUUUGCAGUUUUUCUUUAGGGCGGAGAGGGCUGCCGGGAUGGGGAUGGGGAUGCCCGUGGGGAUGCCGCCGAUGGGGAUGGGGAUGGGGAUGCCGCCCCCGCCGGCGUUUCCUGGCCAGGCUCCUGCGGCGCCGGGUGCUGGGAGUGCGGUUGGCGCGAUGGAUAGUGGGAGGGCGGCGAUGAUUGGGAUGGGAGCCCCGCCACCGCCUGCGCCCGUGGCGAAUCCGUUGAAUCCGUAUAGCGCGCCGGCCCCGCAGCCGACUUUUAUACGGCAAUGAGUGUGGUGGGGGCGCUGUCGGCUGGUUUAGAAGUUGGGAGGGAACCCGUUUUGUGCUGGGGGCAUGUAAUGCGCAUGCUUGUAUUCGAGAGAGGCCGAUAUGGGCCCUUCAUGUCUUCUGAGAUGACAACCCGGCUUAUCAUACCCCCACCUCGCGCGAGAGAGGCGGGGACAUGUCGUUUGGAAAUACCAUCAAUUCCAAAACCUCCGAACGCAGUUCUGAUC